Penicillium antarcticum is the source of this 1425-nucleotide messenger RNA. RefSeq names its product ammonium permease MEP2. Gene Ontology annotation, molecular function: ammonium channel activity. The record is from RefSeq and is a predicted model, not a curated record. Gene Ontology annotation, biological process: ammonium transmembrane transport. The transcript has 5 exons. Bases 1 to 1425 code for a protein of 474 amino acids. Lineage: Eukaryota; Fungi; Ascomycota; Eurotiomycetes; Eurotiales; Aspergillaceae. Gene Ontology annotation, cellular component: plasma membrane.
AUGUCGGCUUAUCCGGUUGAGUACAAUGGCACCAUUGCCACAGGUGGUGACUCGCUCACCGAGGAUUUGAAUAUUUUCUAUAAUGCUGGUGAUAUCGCUUGGGUGAUCGUCUCUUCGGCCCUUGUGCUGCUUAUGAUUCCUGGUGUUGGAUUCUUCUACUCUGGUCUCGCUCGACGAAAGUCUGCCCUCUCCUUGAUAUGGCUGUCUAUAAUGUCGGUCGGAGUGGUGUCAUUCCAAUGGUUUUUCUGGGGUUAUUCAUUGGCCUUCUCCCACUCAGCUGGUAAAUACAUCGGUGACCUCGAGAACUUUGGCUUCCGCAAUGUCCUGGCUGCUCCAUCCGUUGGAAGCAGCAAGGUUCCCGACCUUCUGUUCGCCAUCUUCCAGGGCAUGUUCGCUGCCAUUACAGUUGCUCUCGCAGUCGGUGCCGUCGCCGAGCGUGGUCGCAUGCUCCCCUGUAUCAUCUUCAUGUUCAUCUGGACCACCAUCAUCUACGACCCCAUUGCCUGCUGGACAUGGAACUCAUCUGGCUGGGUCUACCAGCUCGGAGGUCUCGACUAUGCCGGUGGUACUCCCGUCCACAUUGCCUCCGGAUCCGCUGCUCUUGCUUACUCCCUGAUGCUGGGCAAGCGUCGCGGCCACGGAACCCACGAGCUCAACUACCGCCCUCACAACGUUACCCACGUCGUUAUUGGCACAGUCUUCCUCUGGGUUGGAUGGUUCGGUUUCAACGCCGGCUCUGCUCUCUCGGCUAACCUCCGCGCUGUCAUGGCUGCCGUUGUCACCAACCUUGCCGCAUCUGUCGGAGGUGUGACCUGGUGUCUGCUCGACUACCGUCUGGAGCGCAAGUGGUCUACCGUCGGAUUCUGCUCUGGUGUCAUUGCUGGUCUCGUUGCCAUUACCCCCGGCUCCGGAUUCGUCACUCCCUGGGCUGCUUUCAUCUUCGGUGUUGUUGGUGCCAUUGCUUGCAACUACGCUACCAAGAUCAAGUUCCUCAUUGGCAUUGAUGAUGCUCUUGAUAUCUUCGCUGUCCAUACCGUCGGUGGUCUCGUCGGUAAUCUCCUUACCGGUCUCUUCGCUGCUGACUACAUAGCCGCUCUUGACGGUACUGAGAUCGACGGUGGCUGGAUCAACCACAACUGGGUCCAGCUCGGCUACCAGCUUGCCGACUCCGUCUCCGGUUUUGCCUACUCCUUCUUCGGAACAUGCAUCAUCCUCUUCCUGAUGAACCUCAUCCCCGGUCUGAGCCUUCGCGCCCCCGAAGAAGAUGAGAUCAUGGGUAUCGACGAUGCCGAGAUUGGCGAGUUCGCCUACGACUACGUCGAAAUUCGCCGUGACGUUGUCAACGGUGUCGAGGCCGAGGAGAGCGCCUCCAAGCGCACUAUGACCCCCACUGGGGAGAACACAACCAUUGACACUAAGGCUUAA